AUGGGCAGCCUGGUGUCUGGUAGGCGCCAAGAACCAGAUCAGCCGCCCAGACCAGAGCCCCAGGAACUAGGUCCCCUCAAUGGGGACACAGCCGUAACUGUCCAGCUCUGUGUGUCUGAGGAGGCCGAGCAGCACCAGAAGAACAUAGCCAGCAUUCUCCAGCAACAUGAAGAGGAGAAGAAGAAAUGGUCGCAACAGGUGGAGAAGGAGAGGGAGCUAGAGCUUCAAGAGAGACUGGAAGAGCAACGAAGGGUUCUGGAAGGAAAACACGAGGAGGCCCUGCAAGUCCUCCGGGCCUCAUAUGAACAGGAGAAAGAAGCCCUUACCCACUCCUUCCAGGAGGCCAAAGCUGCCCUGCAGGAGACCAUAACCAGACUGACCUCACAGCUGGAGGCCUUCCAGGCCAAGAUGAAGAGGGUGGAGGAGUCCAUUCUGAGCCGAGACUACAAGAAGCACAUCCAGGAUUAUGGGAGUCCCAGCCAGUUCUGGGAGCAGGAGCUGGAGAGCUUGCACUUCGUCAUCGAGAUGAAGAAUGAGCGUCUUCAUGAGCUGGACAAGAGGCUGAUGCUCAUGGAAACAGUGAAAGAAAAAAAUCUGAUGUUGGAGGAAAAAAUCACAACCCUGCAACAGGAGAAUGAGGACCUCCAUGUCCGAGGCCGGAACCAGGGGGUCCUGUCAAGACAGCUCUCAGAAGACCUGCUUCUCGCCCGCGAGGCCCUGGAGAAGGAGGCCCAGUUACGGCGACAGCUCCAGCAGGAGAAGGAGGAGCUGCUGUACCGCGUCCUGGGGGCCAAUGCCUCGCCUGCCUUCCCCCUGGCCUCUGUCACUCCCACCGAGGUCUCCUUCCUCGCCACGUAGGGGGCAGGGCCUGGGCCUGCCAUGACGCCUGUGGUCACUGUCCCUCCAAGGACUUUGCAGAGAAGACACCAAGAGCCUCUCAGUUCUUCUCCCAGGAAGGAGUGAGGGUGGGAGCGAGAAGGGGAGCCAGGGUGUGUGGCCGGUGAGCCCUGGCAGGGUGGAUCCUGUAGAAUCACCCAGGGGGCUUUGGAGGCCCCGAGAAGCGUCUUCCCAUGAGUUGGCACAGGACAUAAGCAAGAGGAGUCCCUGCCUCCCUGCCUCUCUCUGUCCAAAUCUAGGAAGUGCCGGGGCUUUUUCCCAGGGUAGCCUGUGCCACGUUGGCCAUCUGACACAAAGGAGACAAGCCCUGGGCCCAGCUUGUCAGCUUUGCUGCAACUCACUGACUUGUCAACUUCCCCCAGGUGUUCCCACUUCUGCCCUGGCCUUCUCUCAGCCUCAGUUUACCCCUGCUAUAAAAUGGUUGGGGGACUGGUCAAAUGACUCGAGUCACUGCA
Molecule: messenger RNA, 1352 nt
Organism: Propithecus coquereli (Coquerel's sifaka)
Lineage: Eukaryota; Metazoa; Chordata; Mammalia; Primates; Indriidae
Gene: CCDC69
Product: coiled-coil domain containing 69
Exons: 9
Coding region: 1-858 (285 amino acids)
Cellular component (GO): cytoplasm; nucleus
Molecular function (GO): microtubule binding
Source: RefSeq, a predicted model, not a curated record